ACACGCGGUGUAUCAAACGCCGCCCUCAACACCACGUCCUGCAGGGUCAGACUUGUGGCACGUGUCGCUCCCUUUGAAUAAGAACUUGGUAAGUACCCGCCUAACCCCCAGCAUUUUCUGGUUGUAUUCCGCGCCCCAGAUCCAUCCCGGUCGCGUCAUCCGUUUUGGGAUACCCUCUACCAUGGAGCCCUCUGUUUUCCCCAAUGGCCUAGCGACAACCCUGGUGGAUCUCCUUUCCAACUCUUUAGUCCUGCACCAAACCGCACCCUAUCUGCCUCUGUCGUCCCUCUGCGCGCUUUCGUCAACCUCCAAAGCUCUGCACGACGUCAUCCGCCAAUCGCCUGAAGCUUUUCGAUACCUCGACCUGUCUCCCGUCAGAUCCGCCAUUGUGCCCUUCGAUGGGCCACUCGACGGCGGCGGUAUCAGCUGGCGCGCUGAGCGCAUGGACGAAGCUCUAUCCGAAGACGACUUCUACUCCGGCCCGCUGCGCGGUAUUGUCUACAGACUCGAGAAGCAGCGCAUCCUCCGCAAUGUACAUAGCCUCGUGUUGGAUGGUCUGAGUGUGACAGCUGAGUUCGUCAAAGAACUCAUCACCGAAGACCGGUACAAUGUCAGGUUGCUGUCGAUACGCGAAGUCAAGCACUUGAACGAACGCAAGCUUCAGCAGUACCUCAGAUACGCUGUGCGCCCAUCGAGACCUGAGGCUACACCCCGAGUCAAGGGUAUCUACAUGUUCGGGCCCCGCGAACGCCAGUACGAACCAGAGAUACCACGAACGUCGCCUUUCUCCGCCUCUCGCGGCAUUAUGUCUUCGCCGGGCGCUCAAAUCGGUGCAGAAUGGAACCAGAAGUCAUCCGAAGCUCUCAACACUGCGUUGGCACGUACUGAGGACAGAUGGUAUCAGUCCUCUGGCAAGAUGAUUACAAAGCGGCCAUCUCCAGAAUGGGCUGAGGUAGUGCAGGCGUGCGAGGGCCUCAUCUCCUUCGACGCCGUUCUCUGUCGAGGACCACGCCACGACCCAAGCAAUGCCCGUGUCAGAGAAGGUGCAGCCAGCAGCAUGCCACAUCCAGCCUCGUUCCUCAGACCUACUGUUGCGACUGUGGCACUCGGUCCAUCAGGCUGCGAGACCUGUCACUCUGCUUCGGAAGGCCCAGCGAUCUUCGGCGAUUCACCCGCAACUCAGUUCCCUCUCUUGAGUCCCGUACCGCUGCAUGGAAGCACGCUACGUGCUGCUAAGAUUCCACACACCAACGAUGGAUCAGCCCCACCGCCUCUAUAUAUGCGCUGCGAAGACUGUCUGAAAGGCCGUUGGUGUGAGAGAUGCCACAAAUGGUGGGACGAGGCCUGCUACGCUGGAUCAACUGUUGCCCAACGAACUGAACUCCAACAAACCGAGCUUGCGGAGACCUUGGCGACCGAUGGCACGACUGCUAUCAUUCCAAAACAAACCAUCAAGAUCAUCGGCGUUCGACGUGACUGCUUUGGCUGUGGUCACACGUGUAUAAGCUGUAAGGAGCUAUUCAUACGACAAUGCAAGAAAUGUCAGAAUGAGUACUGCAUGGAAGACAACGAUGCAUCAUCUGAUACCUUGUGCGAUUGGUGCAACUUUACGUCACGGCGUACUGUUGAAAUGUACUAGCCGAUACCCACAGGCUUCAUGUGAACACUCGGAGUCUUAAGUAGAGCUCAGUGAUUUGUGUCAGAGAAGAAGUGAUGUAGAUUGGAUGUUCUUACGACCUCAUGGCUGGCGUUUAUAUUGAUACCCCCCUCACUCUUAUUUAGAAUCAUAGUUGCUUUUGAUUUAAAUAGAGAGAAUCUGCGACAGCCAGG
Didymella exigua CBS 183.55 is the source of this 1830-nucleotide messenger RNA. RefSeq lists its product as uncharacterized. The record is from RefSeq and is a predicted model, not a curated record. Bases 182 to 1639 code for a protein of 485 amino acids. NCBI's taxonomy places the organism in Eukaryota, Fungi, Ascomycota, Dothideomycetes, Pleosporales, Didymellaceae. The transcript has 4 exons.